Messenger RNA from Scomber japonicus (chub mackerel), 1858 nucleotides. It is a transcript of the gene ppil2, whose product is annotated as peptidylprolyl isomerase (cyclophilin)-like 2. Lineage: Eukaryota; Metazoa; Chordata; Actinopteri; Scombriformes; Scombridae. Bases 105 to 1685 code for a protein of 526 amino acids. Gene Ontology annotation, cellular component: catalytic step 2 spliceosome. Gene Ontology annotation, biological process: protein peptidyl-prolyl isomerization; protein folding; protein polyubiquitination. The transcript is spliced from 20 exons. The record is from RefSeq and is a predicted model, not a curated record. Gene Ontology annotation, molecular function: ubiquitin-ubiquitin ligase activity; peptidyl-prolyl cis-trans isomerase activity.
CAGGAAUUGGCUUCUGUGUGUUUCUGUUAGCUAGCUGAAGCUAAAAUCUGUGUUUUAACUAAAUAUAAAGUAGAUAAUCUGUUGGAUUUACACCCGGACUCAAGAUGGGGAAGCGCCAGCAUCAAAAGGACAAGAUGUACAUUACAUCUACAGAGUACACUAACUUCUACGGAGGGAAACGAGCAGAAAUCCCUCAGGCGGACUUCAGGCGGCUUUCAUUCGACCACUGCUCUUUGUCCCUUCAGCCGUUUGAGUAUCCUGUCUGCAGUGACGAGGGAGUCGUCUUUGACCUGCUGAGCAUUGUUCCAUGGAUCAAGAAGUAUGGUACUAAUCCUGCUACUGGAGAGAAAAUGGAGGCCAAGUCCCUCAUCAAACUCAACAUGGCCAAGAACAAUGACGGAAAGUAUCACUGCCCCGUUCUGUACAACGUCUUCACAAAUAAUUCUCACAUCGUUGCCAACAAGGUCACAGGCAACGUGUACUCAUAUGAGGCUGUCGAACAACUCAACAUCAAGACCAAGAGUUUUAAAGAUCUGCUGACCGAUGAACCCUUCACCAGGAAAGACAUCAUCACACUUCAGGAUCCCACAAAUCUGGACAAAUUCAACAUCGCCAACUUCUAUCAUGUAAAAAACAGCCUGAAGGUUUUGGAUCCAGAGGAGGAGAAGGCCAAGCUGAACCCGGCGUACCACCUGAAGACCACCGACCUGGAGACAAGAGAGACUCUAGCCGAGCUGUACAAAGACUACAAAGGGGACCAGCUCCUGGCUUCCACCAUGAAGGAGCCAGAGGCCAAGAAGACGGACAAAUUGAACGCCGCUCACUACUCCACCGGCAGAGUUUCCGCCUCCUUCACAUCCACGGCCAUGACUCCUGCAACAACACACGAAGCAGAUGCCAUCGCUGACGACACCGUGCGUUACCAGUACGUGAAGAAGAAAGGCUACGUCCGUAUGCACACAAACAAGGGAGACCUGAAUCUGGAGUUACACUGUGAUAAGGUUCCCAAAGCUGGAGAGAACUUCAUCCGCCUGUGUAAAAAAGGCUACUACGACGGGACAGUCUUCCACAGGUCCAUCCGUAAUUUCAUGAUUCAAGGAGGGGACCCCACUGGCACCGGCACAGGAGGGGAAUCCUUCUGGGGGAAACCUUUCAGGGACGAGUUUCGGCCCAACUUGUCCCACACAGGCAGAGGAGUCCUCAGCAUGGCUAACUCCGGCCCGAACACCAACAAGUCCCAGUUCUUCAUCACAUUCAGGUCGUGCACCUACCUCGACAGGAAGCACACAGUGUUUGGAAGAGUUGUUGGUGGAUUUGAAGCGCUGACGGCGAUGGAGAAUGUGGAAAGUGAUCCUAAAACAGACAAACCCAAAUCGGAGAUCAAGCUCAUAAGUACGACUGUGUUUGUGAACCCGUACGAAGAGGCGGAUGCUCAGAUUGCAGCAGAGCGAGAAAAAGAGCUGCAGAAGAAGCAGGAGGAGGAGAUGCAGCAUGACAGCGCCGCCCUGAAGAAAGCAAAGGAGGAGAAGGCGCCAAAGACCUUUAAAGAAGGUGUGGGGAAAUAUAUCAACCCCACCACGGCAAAACGCUCGGCCCCUGAAGCCGACAGCGAACCGUCUACCAGCGGUGUAACAGUCAAGAAGUCCAAAGGAAAGACCGGCUUCGGAGACUUCAGCUCCUGGUAGCUCCGACAUCUUCAGUUAAUCACGUUAAAGUUAUCUCUCUGUAUUUUUACUGGUCAGGCGUCAGAGUGCGAGAAAAUGUUUAAUUUUUCAAUUCUUACCAUUUUUUGUUGUCUUUAUCACGUCUACAUAGUGUUUGCUUUUAUAGUGUAAAGCAAUGAAUUAAAGCGUCUUUU